Molecule: messenger RNA, 735 nt
Organism: Linderina pennispora
Lineage: Eukaryota; Fungi; Kickxellomycota; Kickxellomycetes; Kickxellales; Kickxellaceae
Product: DUF367-domain-containing protein
Exons: 1
Coding region: 1-735 (244 amino acids)
Biological process (GO): maturation of SSU-rRNA
Molecular function (GO): rRNA small subunit aminocarboxypropyltransferase activity
Source: RefSeq, a predicted model, not a curated record
AUGGCCGGCUACAGCGCGCCUGCAGACGAGGCCCCUGAGACACCCGCGAUCAAAGCGCCCGUGCCACUCGGCAUGUGGGACUUUGACCACUGCGAUCCGAAGCGCUGCUCGGGCCGCAAGCUCGCCCGCAUGGGCUUGGUGGAGGUGUUCAAGCUCACGCAGGUGUUCAAGGGCAUUGUGAUGAGCCCCGAGGGCACGCAGGUGGUGUCGAAGGCCGAUCUGCCGAUAAUGCAGCAGCACGGCGCGGCCAUGAUCGACUGCUCGUGGGCACGCGUCGAUGAGGUCCCGUUCAGCCGGAUCAAGGCGCACAACAACCGGCUGCUGCCAUACCUGGUUGCUGCCAACCCGGUGAACUACGGCAAGCCGUGGCGCCUGAACUGUGUCGAGGCCCUGGCUGCAGCAUUCUACAUUGUCGGGUGGGAUGAGGUCGGCGACCUGCUGAUGGAGCGGUUCAAGUGGGGCCACGCAUUCAAGGAGCUGAACGCCGAGCUGCUGAAACGGUACGCAGCAUGCGAUACGAACGAAGAGGUGCUGAAAGUGCAGAACGACUGGAUUGCGAUGAUCGACAAGGAGAACGAGCAGAGGGAGAGGUCAAAGGUCAAUGACUAUGCGGACAUUGGCGCCGGCAUUGACAGUGAGGAGGACACAGACGACGAGCUGAUGACAGCCAACCCAAACUCCAGCCGCCAUGGCGUUAACGACGUGGUUCCGUCUGACGAUGAGGAUCAGCGAUGA